UCUUUGGCUCUACUGAAUGCAGGCCAAACUUUAUCAGCAAACGAAUUGCAAAAUCUAAGAUUUUAUGUACCAGACGGAUUUAUCGUCACCGUCAGUUCAUUCAAUUUACAAAUGAGACGCAAUUCAGAUCUGUACGAAACCGUUCAGAGAAUAAGAAAAGUCGCAUACGGGAUAGAGCCAGGAAACUUGAAAGAAAGCUGUGACGAAGCUGUUCAAAAACUAAAAAAAUCAAUUCUUGAAAAGGAACUGGUGGCUGCGAUAUCCGAACAGUUUACAGCCUUGAUUGACCGAGAAGAAAAUCCAGCGAAUUUGAAAUUUGCUGUUCGAUCGUCUGGAGUUGGAGAAGAUAGCGAUGAUGCGUCGUCCGCUGGGCAAAAUGAAACGUUCUUAGGACUUCGGAAUUUAGACGAAAUUCUGGAAAGUGUCAAACUAUGCUGGGCAUCGUUAUUCACUUAUCAAAGUGUUGAGUAUCGCCGCCAGCACGUACAACCAAUCGACACCCAAAUGUCGGUUGUCGUUCAAAUUAUGGUUCAUUCCGAUUGUGCUGGAGUUCUUUUCACUCAGCAUCCGGUUAGUGGGGAUCCCAGUAAAAUUCUGAUCACUGCGAAUUUUGGACUGGGCGAAUCGGUUGUUUCAGGACGGGUUGAUCCAGAUUCGUAUAUCGUUGAACGAAUGUCCAACGGAGAGCUCAGCAUCAUUAGUAGACAGAUUGGUAAUAAAACGCAUUUUCUGCACAUGAAUUUUGAUGAUGGGGAAAAUGUCUUGGAGAAGAAAGUCAGUGCCGCUGAUCAAUCCCGAUGUUGUCUAAGGGAUGACCAAGUACUAAAUUUGUCGAAAAUUGGCGUAUUGCUUGAACAUUUGUAUGGAAAUGCUAGAGACGUUGAGUGGGCUGUUUAUCAGGUAGUUUCUCUUACAGACAAAGUUCAUUUUCUAGUUGCGCAAUGGCUAAAUUUUCCCGUUAGAAUAAGAUUUAUCUUCUACAAUCACGACCGAUUACAACGUUAAAUGCCCUUUCCAAUUGGGAAUUGUUACAUGAAUUUGACUCACCCGUAAUGAGCAAGGACGACCUGAGUACAUUUGCCGUUUUAGGAGAACUCAUUCCUGAUACCGCGUCUCCAUUAACUUUAUCCACAAUCAUAGCCGAAAUGGAGCGACGGCAAGAGGAGACAAUGUUCUUCAAAUCAGAUAUUUACCAGGGACGAUUCACCAAUUCUUUUAUCAUCACUCAACAUCGCGUAGCAAUAAAUGUG
This is a messenger RNA of Bradysia coprophila, 1250 nucleotides long. Its product is annotated as rifampicin phosphotransferase-like. Gene Ontology annotation, molecular function: kinase activity; ATP binding. The record is from RefSeq and is a predicted model, not a curated record. Lineage: Eukaryota; Metazoa; Arthropoda; Insecta; Diptera; Sciaridae. Gene Ontology annotation, biological process: phosphorylation.